Molecule: messenger RNA, 795 nt
Organism: Penicillium cinerascens
Lineage: Eukaryota; Fungi; Ascomycota; Eurotiomycetes; Eurotiales; Aspergillaceae
Product: GNAT family N-acetyltransferase
Exons: 2
Coding region: 1-795 (264 amino acids)
Molecular function (GO): acyltransferase activity, transferring groups other than amino-acyl groups
Source: RefSeq, a predicted model, not a curated record
AUGACCGUCCAUUACAACAGAUUGACCAAAGAGCCCUACCUGAGGCUGCCCACUCCGCUGUCUAACAUCAUCAUCACUCCACAUCGACUGGAAAAUAUCGAUGAGACCGCCACUGCAUUAGCGGAGAUUCUCAAUGAUCCACGUGUGUACCCUUGGCUAGAAGGGCCGCCUUACCCAUAUCAGCACGAGGACGGCGUGAAAUGGAUUGAAGCGAAAUGCAAAGAAAACGAAGAUGUCUUGUCCACUUUGCGCAGAUAUCUGGAACAACGCGAAGGCAUGAGCAAUUCAAAGAGCGCUGCUGUUGUUUCAAAACAAGACCGAGAAUUCAUUGAUACGUGUCCCUUCACUUGCAUUCGCGAAGUCUUGGAAGAAGACGCUGCGAGUGGGGCCCCGCUCAAGGACCGCCUGAUCGGUGACAUGACGUUGGCCCGAUACACAUUCUACGAACACCCCCAUGACAGCGAGGAAAGAUCUGAGGCACAACGCCGCAAUAAUGAAUUGCCUACCGGGGAUGAAAAUAUUAUCUGGGCCCUUGGAGACUUUCUUGCCCCGAGCCAUCACGGCAAAGGAAUCAUGUCACUCGCGAUUCGAACCUUGAUUCAUGAAUGGGGCAUUCCUCACAUGAACGUCCGCCAUCUGAGAUGCUGUGCAUUUCAGGGAAAUGAGGGUAGCUUGAAAGUAUUCGAAAGAAACAACUUUGAGAGAGGGGUCACGUUGAAGGAUUGGGUGCCGGUUUCUGAAAGUCGAGGAGGGGGAAGGAAAUCAAUUGUAUUGAUGACAUGGCGAGGUGCUUAG